AUGUAUUCAGUAUUAUUAAAAGAAAUCCUUCUUGAACUUGAAUACGAUGAUGAAACAGCAAAACAGGAUUUCGUCGACUAUUGUCGAUAUGAAUACGCUGAUAAUAUUGCUACAUUACAAACCAUCGAUCGAUUUGAACGCGAUUAUUGUCAAGACCGUGUGAUUUAUUGGUAUAGUCAGCCAUGUUUCUUCUUUGAAUUACUCAAUCGUUCGUUAAGAAGUCAGGAUAUUGAAAUUUUAGUUCGAAUGACUUUCGUCCUACGUCAUCUUCACAAACAGAUCGAACAUUUUCAUUCCAACACUAUAUCAUCAGGGUCUCCUACUUGCUUUCAUGUUUAUCGAGGUCAAGGUAUGGAUCGAAAAGAAUUCGAUUCCAAGAUCAGAAACAAAGUUGGUGGUCUUCUUUCAUUCAAUAGCUUUCUCUCAACCAGUGAAAAUGCAGCCGUAGCGGAGAUAUUUGUUCUUCGUAACGAUCCGAAUAGUGUGGCUGUUCUUUUCGAUAUUAUUGUUGACAAAAGUAUGUCACGAUGUCCGUAUGCUUCUCUUACUCACAAUUCUGCUAUUGCUGAUGAAGAAGAAAUCUUGUUUUCUAUGCAUAGUGUGUUUCGUAUUCAAUCAAUUGAAGAAAAUAUGGAUGAUGGUAGUUGGCGUGUGAAUUUAACCAUGACGCAUGAAAAUGAUCAGCAAUUGCAUGCACUUACAGAUCAUAUACGAAAAAGGAUCGAAGGUCCCACUGGUUGGAAUCGUCUGGAGAACCUACUGAUGGAGAUGGGCAAAUGGAAAAUGGUAAAACCUUUGAUUGAAGUAUCACUAGCCUCAAGUUUACGUGAUGAAUGUCAUAGAAAACGAGCUUAUUUUCACCAUCAAUUGGGAGUGAUCAACGCCAUGAUUGGAGAUUAUGCAAUGGCGAUCGAACAUUACAAAGAAUCACUCGCUCUAAAAUCUCCAACAGAUCUCCUGGGACUAGCCUUGAUCCACAAUGGUAUUGGUUCAACGUUAGAAGAACAAGGACAUUCAUCGGAUGCACUCGGUGAAUAUGAAUGUGCGCUCUCCUUAAUCAAUCAACUCGGUCAAAUUAAUAUCGAAGCUGUUAGUGCUGUUCGAAAUAAUAUUGCUGGCGUACUGCGAUUUCAAGGAAAAUUGCUGAAAGCAUUGCAUAUGUAUGAAGAGUGUUUGGAACUGGAAAUCAAAUAUCUGCCAGCUUUGCAUCCUGAUUUAGCCAUAACCUACGCUAAUAUAGCUUCGAUUUAUGAUGAUUUGAAUGAAUAUGAAAUAGCACUUAGAUUCGAAUUCAAAGCAUUGAACAUUGAACAACACUCGCUACCAUCUGAUCAUCCGUCUCUUGCUGUAACACACUCGAACAUAGCAUUAACUUUGUAUGCUCUCAAUCGUAUUGUCGAAGCAGUGUCACAUCUUCAGCAGACUGUUGAUAUUCUAACCAAGGUUUUGACAUGUGAUGAUCCAUUUCUUCUUCGAAACCGCUCCCUCUUGGAAAAACUUCAGCGAGAACUGUAA
Molecule: messenger RNA, 1515 nt
Organism: Rotaria sp. Silwood1
Lineage: Eukaryota; Metazoa; Rotifera; Eurotatoria; Philodinida; Philodinidae
Source: the annotation of a GenBank genome assembly